Molecule: messenger RNA, 2444 nt
Organism: Durio zibethinus
Lineage: Eukaryota; Viridiplantae; Streptophyta; Magnoliopsida; Malvales; Malvaceae
Source: RefSeq, a predicted model, not a curated record
AAGUCGGUUGGUUCCCGGCGAAAACGUGAUGAAAACCUCCGGUGAGGUGUCACCAUCUCCAUGCACACUUUUCCACGAAGUUUCACUGCUUGAACACCUCCUCGUCUCGCCACGUGUCCCUUGACAACCUUCUCCUGCCACGUAGUCUCUUACACUUCUCAUUCUUUUUCUCCUUUAAUCUGAUUUUUAAGGAAACAGAAAGGAAGAACUCAAAGCAACACUUUUCCUUUAUUGCCCUCCAUACAUCUCCAAAAUUAUCCUCUCCCAAAAGCUCACUUGAAACAAACAUGGAGGUUCCCGCGGGGUUCUUGGCUAAACUCUGGAGUUUUUUCUCAUUUCUUCCCUUCUUCUUCUUGCUCUUUAUCCUUGGCCUUCUCAAAGCUGCAAUCAUUGGUCCUGUUGUGGUGGGAAUUACUGUGACUGGGAAUUCGGCAGUGGUGAUUGGGCUUUGGCCUGCACAUUUCCUAUGGACCUACUUCUGUGUGGCAAGGUUUGCUUCCCUUGCAUUUGAAUUGUCUUACAGAACAAAGAGGCUGGGGCUGGUUCUAAAGAUUGUGGUUUUGGUGUCGUUGGUUGUGCCACUGGUUCUCUGGCCAGUCGUAGCAGUUGUUGGAAGCCUUUUAGGUGGAAUAGGGUAUGGUUUUUUUGCUCCCCUUAUUGCGACUUUUGAGGCCGUUGGGCAGAAUGCAGUUGACAAGUGCUACCACUGCUUUGCUGAUGGUUGUUUGUCCAGUAUUAGAAGAAGCUGCAUGGUGGUGGAGGACUUUGUAGACUUUUGCUUCCAUUCAUACUUCUCCUACAUGGAUGAGCUAAGCGAAAAAAUGCCCCCUGAUGAGAAGCCGAUGAAUGUAAAGUUAUCAAAAUUGCCAGGCUGUUUGUUGGUUGGCCUGAUUGGCAUGUUAGUUGAUGUGCCUUUGAUUACAGCUAUUACAUUGUGGAAAAGCCCAUAUAUGCUGUUCAAAGGUUGGAAAAGGCUGUUAGAAGAUUUAGUUGGCAGGGAAGGACCAUUCUUGGAGACAGUGUGUGUUCCUUUUGCUGGUUUAGGAAUUCUUUUAUGGCCUUUGGCUGUUGCGGUAGUGGGAGCUGUAGUGGGAGCUGUCAUUGCAAGCUUCUUUCUGGGACUCUAUGGUGGAGUUAUUGUGCAUCAGGAAGAUUCACCGCAUAUGGGAUUUUGCUAUAUUAUAUCUGUGAUUUCACUGUUUGAUGAAUAUGUAAAUGAUUUACUCUACUUGAGGGAAGGGUCCUGCCUGCCCAGGCCCAGAUAUCGUAGAAACAUUGUCCAUUGCCCUGAGAUGGAAAAGGUUGAUAACAAUUGUUACAAUGAACUGGAGAAUAGAGGAGAGGGUUCAUCCAGCAAAAAACUCAUUUCAGAAAACUCAAGAACAUUGAAGUGGGCAAUCCAUCAAUACAGACCUAUGCAGGCAUGGGACUGGCUUUUUAAAUCCUGUGAGGUGAAUGGUAGGAUACUCCUCUGUGAUGGCCUAAUAACUAUCAAGGACAUCGAGGAAUCCAUUGUGAAAGGCAAUUGUAGAAAGUUGGGUAUAAAACUACCUGCUUGUUCCAUAUUGCAGUGUCUGCUGGCGUCAGCUAAGUGUGACUCAUCUGGCUUAGUGAUCAUUAACAAUGAGGAAUUGACAAGAAGUAAUAUGCCAAGGGACAAGGUCCUUGAAUGGUUCAUUGGACCACUCUUGAUCGUGAAAGAGCAAUUAAAGAAACUCCAAUUAGAUGAAAGUGAAGAAACUUGCCUGAGGAAGCUGGUUAUGGGGUGCAAAAAUGAAAAACCUGAGGACUGGAAUGAUUCUGGUUAUCCUUCCAGUGAUAGUGUCAGAAGAGCACAGCUUCAAGCCAUAAUCAGAAGGUUGCAGGGAAUUGUAGCUUCCAUGUCCCGACUACCAACCUUCAGGCGUCGGAUUAGGAAUUCAGUGAAGUUGUUAUACAUAGAGGCCAUUCAGGCUGAUGCUUCUUCCAAUCAUAUUGAAAGAAUCCUACAAGCCAGAUAUAGUGGCAAGAAAUCAUCUGGAAGGGGGAAUAAAAAAGAUAGAUAUGAAAACGUAGGGACUAGAGCAUAUGAAAAUGAGGAUGUAGUGUAAAUGACCUUUGUACGGUUAAAUUUAUUGUAGAAUUUGGCCAGAAAUAUUUAGGUAUGAGAUGUCAGAAUUAGUUCUGAAUUAUACAUUUUCUGUGGUUGAAAACAUGACUUUAUGAGUUACUUGUGUUACAGAAAAAACCAGACAUUUAUUCUCCUAGUGGGUCAAAUUGCAGUCAUAUUCUUGCUGAGAAUUUGAUUGGAAUUUGGACUGGCAGAUGAAACAACAUAUAUAGCCUUUAUACUGCUGGUGACAGCUUAGUGAAAGUUUCGAUUAAUAAUAUCAAUUAAUGGAAGCUUAAUUCCUGAUACUAUAAAAGAAAAAUGAACCAUCCUUCCUUUUAAAACAGUAUGACAU